UCCUCCUCUCUCUGCAGUGCUCAGAUGUCUUCAGGACAUUCAGUGGCAGUGAUGGGCAUUGACUUCACCCUGCGCUACUUCUACAAAGUCCUCAUGGACCUGCUACCAGUUUGUAACCAAGACGGAGGAAACAAAAUAAGGUGCUUUAUCAUGGAGGACAGAGGGUACCUUGUGGCUCACCCAACCCUCAUUGAUCCCAAGGGACACGCACCGGUGGAGCAGCAGCACAUCACACACAAGGAGCCUCUGGUAGCGAAUGACAUUCUGAACCACCCCAACUUUGUCAAGAAAAACCUCUGCAACAGCUUCAGUGACAGAACAGUUCAGCGGUUCUAUAAAUUCAACACCAGCUUAGUGGGUGACCUGACAAACCUGGUCCAUGGCAGUCACUGCUCCAAGUACAGGCUGACACGAAUUCCAGGCACCAACGCCUUUGUGGGAAUCGUCAACGAGACCUGCGAUUCCCUCGCCUUCUGUGCCUGCAGUAUGGUAGACAGGCUCUGCCUCAACUGCCACAGGAUGGAGCAGAACGAAUGCGAGUGCCCGUGCGAGUGCCCUCUCGAGGUGAAUGAAUGCACCGGCAACCUUACCAACGCCGAGAGCAGGAAUCCGAGUUGUGAAGUUCAUCAGGAGCCAAUGACUUUCACAGCAAUUGAUCCCAGCCUGCAGGAUGGACUCCCACAGUGCAUUAACACUCAGUGCAACCAGAAAACAGAGAGCGGGGACUGCUUUGGUGUGUUGGACUGUGAGUGGUGUAUGGUCGACAGCGACGGGAAGACCCAUCUGGAUAAGUCCUACUGUGCCCCUCAGAAGGAAUGCUUCGGUGGCAUUGUGGGAGCCAAGAGCCCCUACGUGGAUGACUUGGGAGCAAUAGGAGAUGAGGUGAUCACUCUGAACAUGAUCAAGAGUGCACCAGUCGGCCCGGUGGCUGGAGGCAUUAUGGGCUGCAUUAUGGUGCUUGUCCUAGCAGUGUAUGCGUAUCGGCACCAGAUCCAUCGGAGGAGUCACCAGCACAUGUCACCUUUGGCUGCUCAGGAAAUGUCAGUGCGUAUGUCCAACCUGGAAAAUGAUAGGGACGAGAGAGACGAUGACAGCCACGAAGACAGAGGAAUCAUCAGCAACACCCGGUUCAUAGCAGCGGUGAUGGAGCGGCAUGCCCACAGCCCGGAACGCAGGCGCCGGUACUGGGGGCGCUCGGGGACGGAGAGCGACCACGGCUACAGCACGAUGAGCCCUCAGGAGGACAGUGAAAACCCUCCGUGCAAUAACGACCCGCUCUCGGCUGGUGUGGAUGUUGGAAACCACGAGGAAGACUUGGACCUGGACACCCCACCUCAGACAGCUGCCCUGCUGAGUCACAAGUUUCACCACUACCGGUUGCACCACCCAACUCUCCACCACAGCCACCACUUACAGGCUGCAGUCACAGUACACACUGUGGAUGCGGAAUGCUGAUGGACAGCCAGGAAAGGAGCGGUCACUCCUGAACCAUGAUCCAUGCAGCCACGGGCAGCUCUGUUCCUGUGCUCCUCCCCAGCAAUGAUUUCACUGACUUCCCCAGUAAACUGUUAGGAAUCAGAGCUUUACGUUGGUAUAAAUGUAAGGUUGGCUGUGGAACGGGAGGGAAAUGGGUUUGAUGGAUGGACCUGCCAUCACAUUUAGUAAGAUGGAGCAGGAGGAACGUCAGACCUGCAGAAACAGGAACGUGAGUUUAUAGAGCAGCUGAAGCUUUGGAAGCCCCGUCCUGCUGAGCCAAGAGGAGAGAGCGUGGAAGAGCCAGAGAUGAUUUGGUUUCCUUAACUGGAAGAGCAGGAAUCUGUGCAGCUGAAGAGUCAAGAAGUGCCAGCCAGAGGCACGGGGAGGGGAAGGCUGUUGGUCUCGCUGCAGUUCCUUUGGCACGUCGAAAGCUCCCUGCUCCGGUUGCUGCAUGGAACCUGGGACAAUGCAGCUCAAGAUUUUUAAGGAAAGGAUUAUUUUUCUACUAUUUAUUGAACUGGAAACUCUGGGGGGAGGGAAGGGAGAAACCAUGUUAGCAAUUCUCAGUGACUGCCACCUAUAUUCUGUGAUGGGGAAGUGGUUCUUCUGAGGAAGACAUCUGGUUCUGAUUAGCCGAUCCUCAUCCACUGCCCCGCUCUGCAAAGGGGAAAAUGAAGAAGUCGUUUCUGACGUGUUUACAUGCUGAGUGCUUGCUUUUCCACACUUGUUUUCUGUAAAUAUCACAACUGAUUUAUAUGACAGUAUUUUCUGCCUAUUGGCAGAGGAGAAAUCCUCUGCUCCGUUACUAAAAUCCUGCCCAUAAACCUCUCCAUCUUGACCUCUUCGAGCAUCCUGAAAGGUUUCCUGUGUGGAAUUUCCUUAGCAUUAGUUAGCAGAUGAUUCCAAAUGCGAUCUGGGCCAUUCUUGUGUUUCCUUAGGACACUGUCAUGAUCAGAAGUAGGGAUAAACCAGUGGGGUUUAAAACUCGGGUUACUGUGGAAGAUCUCCUUUUAAAACCCUAAUGAUAAGCUGCUGCUGUUUGUCUGGAAUUUGAACGCUGCUUGGUGCUUCAAACCAAGAUUGAUUUGUCUACAGCACAGGCCAUCCUGGCUAGGAAUUGGUUUUAAAUCCCAGUGUUGUAUUUUAGACUCCCGUGUUGGGGUUACAAUGCUCUAAAAACCAUUCUUGCACUGUGCCUAGGAUAAACAUCCAUUUAUAUGUAGGCUUCUUUUAAAGAUCACUUGUUUUAAUUCAUAUGGUACUUAAUACUGUAUUCUGUACAAACAACUGGUUCUUAACCAGUACAGUCAAUAACUAUAUGUGUGAUACCAGGAUACCCCUUUAUACUGUGUAUAAAAUUAAAUCUCUAGUGAAAUAAACUGUAUAUAAAGUAUA
This is a messenger RNA of Neopsephotus bourkii (Bourke's parrot), 2871 nucleotides long. It is a transcript of the gene CACHD1, whose product is annotated as cache domain containing 1. The transcript has 11 exons. Bases 25 to 1455 code for a protein of 476 amino acids. Lineage: Eukaryota; Metazoa; Chordata; Aves; Psittaciformes; Psittacidae. Gene Ontology annotation, molecular function: voltage-gated calcium channel activity. The record is from RefSeq and is a predicted model, not a curated record. Gene Ontology annotation, cellular component: voltage-gated calcium channel complex.